Cladophialophora yegresii CBS 114405 is the source of this 705-nucleotide messenger RNA. Its product is annotated as 2,3-diketo-5-methylthio-1-phosphopentane phosphatase. Lineage: Eukaryota; Fungi; Ascomycota; Eurotiomycetes; Chaetothyriales; Herpotrichiellaceae. Bases 1 to 705 code for a protein of 234 amino acids. The record is from RefSeq and is a predicted model, not a curated record. Gene Ontology annotation, molecular function: magnesium ion binding; acireductone synthase activity. The transcript is spliced from 3 exons.
AUGGUUGCAUCAGAGGGCACGAUAUGUCCGAUCAGCUGGGUGAAAGAGACGCUGUUUCCGUACGCCCUCAAGGCGCUCCCCAAGGUGCUCGCCACGAAGUGGGAUGACGAGGGAUUCAAGGGCUACCGCGACAAAUUUCCCGAAACCGCCCGCUCAUCGCGGGCGCUGUUCGAGGCGCAUGUCAAGGAUCUUACCGCACGGGACGUCAAGGUCGCGUACCUGAAGGACUUGCAAGGCUAUCUUUGGGAAGAAGGGUAUCGAUCCCGCGCGUACUCGACACCCGUGUACGCCGAUGUGCUAGCGUGGAUGGACGGGUUGGCCUCUUCUCCUGCCACCGCCAUCGCCAUCUACAGCAGUGGGUCGAUCUUUGCGCAAAAGCUGCUGUUCCAACAUAUCAAGGACCCCGCCAGGCCCGAAGACCUCGAGGCCGUUGUUGAUCGCCGAGACAUGGUCACGGCGUGGUUCGAUACCACGAACGCGGGUCCCAAACACGAGAGCAGCAGUUAUGCCAAGAUUGCGUCCGAGCUCCAGCGGGAGCCAGAGGAGAUAUUGUUCCUGAGUGACAAUGUGAAGGAGGUGCGUGCGGCCCGUGACGCGAACUUUCACGCCGUUGUCGUGGACAGGCCCGGGAAUGCGCCCCUAUCGAAUGCGGAUCGAGAGGAGCUUCAGGUCGUGGAGAGCUUCGGACAGCUUGAGUUACGGUGA